AAAGUUCAUUCAUUACUUGAAAUCCAUCAAGAAGAUAAAUGUUUAAACAAUCUGCUUCUCAGGAAGUUUUCUCCUGUACUUUUCUCGUUUAACUUAAGAGAUGGAUGCACCAAAAUGUCAUAAUUAACCAGUCAUGUGAUUGUUGUAUCAUGCCAAUACUAUCUGCAAUAUGUUUUUCCCUACAAAUGAAGUUCAAGAUUCUUCCUUCCUUCUCUUCUUUCUUGCAGUACAUAACUCUUAGAAACAAAAUUUUCCAUUCAAUUAAUCUAUCCUUUUCCUUUCAUUCUACCUUUUGAUGAUUACAAGUCUCUGAACUGGAUGAACUGCUACAAGUUGCAGAUUUGUUGUUUGCUACAUGUAUUUUGGUCAUUUACUUCCUAGUUCAAGCAUCUAGAACUUGUUCUCCCAAUCAUUGACUGUUGAUUCUGCUCCCCAACUGUAUGAGUUGCUUUACAUUAAAUGUCUUCCAGCCCCUACUACUAUCAUUCUUUGGUGGUGAAUGCCUCUCUUUUAUGAGCAUCUUUUGAUGUUACUGCCUCCAUGAUUGGGAAGAUCCAAUACCCCAUCUUAGAGGGUUAAAGUUGGCUUUCUGGAACUUGGCUUCAGUUGUAUGUUCUUGGUUUCAAACUGCUCAUUUUUCUUCAAGGAUGUAGAAAAGCUUAUAAACUAGCCUAGUGAGAUUAUUCAUGUCCUUCAGGAUGUCUUUUAUCUUUCCUCAUGCUUCACUUAAAUUAAUUAUAGACUGCACCAAGCUGUUUCCCAUGCCUUUGCUUUUGCUCCUAACUUUGACCAGUGGCCAUUGGUUCUUACUUUUAAAAGCUUCCCACUUUAUCUAUCUCCUGCUUACAAAUUCUUAUCCUAUGAAAGAAGAUGACAUCUGCUUACAAGUUCUUCAGAAAGUCCACUAAUUCAAUUUUCCACAUGUUCAAAUUUGACUUGUAGUAGCCAUAAAUGUAAUCCAUUCUACACAUGUUUUAUGUUUUCGGUCUUCUUCCUUCCCCCGUCUCUCUUUCCCUCCACAUCCGGACGUGUUCGUGCCUCGCCCGCCUUUCAUUAUUUAUAUGCAAUCAUAUUUGCAAAAGAUCCGCCCCUUCCACGACUCAACCCAUCAUAUGCAGCCACGGGCACGCACUGUCAUCGAACCUUCGAGAAGAGGAACCGAAUCGAAGCUUCUCGGUCUGAUCCAUCCACCGAAUCAUCCUUCGCCGUUGGAUCAUAUUCCACUUACUCCAUUACAAUUCCUCCUCUGCCCACCGAAACUAUUAGAAAGCUUCAAGAUCUUUCCCCCGUCGCCUUUCGAACUGUGAAGACUCGCGAGCGGCGUGCGAAGAUGACCCUUGCGGCGGAGCCGGCGGAGGGGCAGCAGCGGUCGCUGCCGACGCCAUUCCUGACAAAGACGUACCAGCUAGUGGACGACCCCGCGGUGGACGACGUGGUCUCGUGGAACGAGGACGGGUCGACGUUCGUCGUCUGGCGGCCGGCGGAGUUCGCGAGCGACCUCCUCCCUAAGUACUUCAAGCACAACAACUUCUCCAGCUUCGUCCGCCAACUCAACACCUAUGGAUUUCGGAAGAUCGUGCCGGAUCGAUGGGAGUUCGCCAACGAUUGCUUCAGGAGAGGCGAGAAGCGCCUGCUUCAAGACAUCCACCGCAGGAAGACCUCGACGGCGGCGCCACCGCUAGCGCCCGCCACGAUCCCGGGGACAGCGCACGUGCGACGGGCCAGAUCGUCGACGUACUCGGGCGAGGAGCAGGUGCUGUCAUCGAAUUCCUCCUCCGGGCCGCCGCCGCCGCACACGGCCACGACGCGUCCCCGCGGCGAGGCGGAGCUGGGGGAGGAGAACGCGUGGUUGAGGAAGGAGAACGAACGGCUCUCCCGCGAGGUGGCGCAGAUGAAGAAGCUAUGCAGGGAGAUCGCAACGCUAAUAUCAAGGCACGCGUCGGGCCGGCAGGAGCGCGGCGAAGGGGUGGAAGGCCAGGAGGCGGCCGCGCCGUUGCUAGAGCUGAUGCCACCUGGUCCCGCGGCGGAGGAAGUGGAAGAGGAGGAAGAAGCCACGAAGAGUGAGGUGCCUCCGUCGCCGCCGGGAGCAAGCCCGAAACUCUUCGGUGUGUCGAUCGGGGUGAAACGACCUCGGUUGGAGGACGGCGACGGCCCACCCGUAUCGCAGGAGGUAAAAACGGAGUCGGUCGAAUCCGCGUGGCCAAACCCGAAGGAUGUGUCGCCAGAACGCGUCGGCCGGCAGCCGUGGGUCAUCCACUGCCCCCGGCCGUCCCGGAAAGCAUGCAUCACGCCGGACCGGCCGAUCGACGACGGGGCGCGCACGUGACUGCGGGGCGACAUCACGUGUUUCUAACUGCACAUAAAAUAGUACUUAGUAAUAAUGAGAUAAAAUUUUUUAUCUAAUUUAGUAGGAUAUUUUGGAGUCUUGUAAUAUAUAUAUAUAUAUAUAUAUAUCUUGUUUGAACUCAGGGACGCGGUCAGCGAACGCGUGGGAGAGGUCUCAUCCCUUCAUCUAUCACGCGGUUUAGGGUUCGUACCAGAGGACGAUCCGCGUCAUCUUGGGUGCUGACAAGCUGGAUUUGACAUCCCAAUUGGUACUAAUUCAAACUUAAUUAACUUGCCCUCCUUUCCCUUCUUAAUCUUUAGGUUAAUCCUUAUUGAUCGAGUCUACCGGAGAAUUAUUCUUUACCUAGAAACGCUACUAUAAGAAAUCUUUAUAUUUACAAGUAGUGAAGAGUAAGAAUAAUGUUUUGAAUCAUUAUAAUUCAAUAUUAUACCAAUUUAACCCUCUUUAGAUAUGCGUCAGAUUCCAGUGUUAUAUUAGGUUUCUUCCUAUCAUAAAUCCCUCUCGAGUGAUGACCAAAGAAUAUUCUUGACCUUAUCAUCAAUUCUUUUUCCUUUUUGUAACCUCAUUGUCAUCGAAUUCAUAUCAUUUUUCUUUUUGUCGAACAUAGAAUGAAGAGUGUAGUUGCUUAGUAGCAAUCAAGUAAGGGUUGGUAGAAAUCCUGUGGCCCAUAUGAUGAUUCUCCUGUGGUGCUGCAUCCACAUUCAAUUGAUCUUUCUAACUUUAGAAACUUUGCAUGGUUAGGGUUAUCGACUCAUUGACCCAAUUAAUGGUUUGCUAUACUAAAUCUAUUCAUGAUGUGUGGGGAUGGGCAUGAAAUUUGGCGAUUAACAUUAAUAAUUUUAUACCUGUACAUUUUAUAAGCGUCAUGCCAAUGGACUACUCGAGCAGAGGUGAUGGUCACUCUUCUCGACCUUCAUUCCUCGGGCGAAGAUUGGGGUCAAGCUUGCUGACUCACGUGCCUCAAGAACAUUUCAUUUUGUCCCUUUCAUCGUGGCGAGUUUCUUUUGAUACAGGUUAAGUUUUUUUAACUCGUGCGCCUCGGACACAUUUUGUCUUGUAUCUCCCGUCAUAGCGAGUUUCUUCUUAUGCAAGUCAGAUUUUUUGCA
This is a messenger RNA of Musa acuminata AAA Group (dessert banana), 3453 nucleotides long. RefSeq names its product heat stress transcription factor B-2b. Gene Ontology annotation, molecular function: RNA polymerase II cis-regulatory region sequence-specific DNA binding; DNA-binding transcription factor activity. The transcript has 3 exons. Gene Ontology annotation, biological process: regulation of transcription by RNA polymerase II. The coding region runs from base 977 to 2326 and encodes 449 amino acids. The record is from RefSeq and is a predicted model, not a curated record. Lineage: Eukaryota; Viridiplantae; Streptophyta; Magnoliopsida; Zingiberales; Musaceae. Gene Ontology annotation, cellular component: nucleus.